AUGGCUGCGGGAAAAGGAACUGUGAAAUCCGUCUCACUGUGGGACAACAUGCGGAUACGAUUCAUCGUCUGCUUCCUUGGAGUCUUCGUGUGUUACUUUUACUACGGUAUAUUACAGGAGACAAUGUAAGUCACUGUUUUACUAGUUACCCCGUUACAGAUGUUGUCCUUUCAAGACCCAAACUCCGUUCAAAAAUCUGCACAUUUGAAAGUGGGAAACAUGUCAACAGCUACCCCAUCAACAGGAGACAUUCUCCGAUUUAAUACAACUGAAGUUUAUUUGUAAGAAAGUAGAGACUGUGUCAAAGUUAAACUAAUUUCAGGUCGUGUAAGUGUGUGAUAUUACCGUAUACCAAUAUGUAACCAGAUCUGAGUUUAAAUUGUUGAAUUUUUGAAAGAGGUUUGGUGUGACAAACAGAAACAGAAAACUGGUUCAUAUCCCCUUGAAAAGCUGGUCCUUGUGAACUUCAUUGUUAUGAUAUAAGCUCCUCAACUGUCUGCCAUAAUUAUCACCUUUCACUUUUUGCCUAAAAGUCCAACCACCAUGCAACUUGAAAACUUAGAGUGAGUGACAGAAGCAAUAUGAUCUCUGCUUUUAUGUCAUACCACAUGCUAAGCUGUGACACAGUUGGUAUGUUGUUGUAUAUGUCACUCAGUUGGCAGGAGUCAUAUCAUUUUCAGAAAGCGAUAAUUUAGUGCCGCAAUAGCUUUAAUCUUAAAUCUGAAUUAUUGUCUCUAUUGUUUUGCCAUUGACAAUGCUUUCUACAAAUCCUGUGUUUACUUUCCCAAUGAUGUAAGUGCAGUGAGCAAUACAGCAGCUUAAAAUUAGCACCCCACCCUGUCUGUUGUAAUUUAAUGCAUGCUGUCUGGUGGGCCUUUUCAUAGCAUGGAGACUUGUGAAAGCACUCCACUCUCUGAAACAUGUUUCUGCCAGGAAGACUGCUUAAGUUUCCCAUUUAUUCUUUGCCGUAUGUGAAGCUAACACAAAGUUUCUUUUUUUUACAUUUGCAGCACUAGAGGUGAUUAUGGUCAGGGUGACAAAAAAGAGAAGUUCAGAUUUGCUCGGACGUUAGUCCUGAUCCAGUGCAUUAUCAGCUCCCUGUUUGCUAAGAUCUGUAAGUACAACUAAACAUGUUUCUGAGUUUUUUAAACUAUCAGGCAAUCUCUUAGGACCGUCUUGAUAAAUAUUUUUAUGCCACUGUUCUUAAUCUAGAUGUAGAAGUAGGACUUUGAUGUGUACAUUAGACACUCCAGACAUCCAGUUACAUUAUGUCACUUAAAUUCAAGACAUUGAUGCCUCACCUUUAAUAAAAUCUGUCUCUUCAUCUACAGUGAUCCAGUUUUUUGAGGGUACCAAGCCAGAUACCACCAAGAGCUGGCUUUAUGCAGCGUGUUCUCUUUCUUAUCUUGGAGCCAUGGUGUCCAGUAACUCAGCCCUUUUAUAUGUCAACUACCCUACUCAGGUGAACCUGCCUUUAUAGAAUUUACUUGCAUCAAUUCUUGUGACAAUAAUAACACUGAAUAAUAUUAUAUCCUAAAGCACUUUUUCUUUGCUAGGUGUUGGGAAAAUCUUGCAAGCCUAUACCAGGUGAGUGAAGUCCCUCACCUAUUUUUUUUAGGGACCAUCAAAUAAGUCUUGCGUUUAAUGAAAAAAAUAGAGUAACAGCCCAGGUAGAUGUACUAAACUACUCUCUGUGGAGAGGUGAUCCCAUUUUUGUUGCAGUCCUUGUUUUUUCAGUGAUAACUACAGGUUUCAUGCGUCUGUCCUUGAUGUGUGUAAAUAUUAGCAUAGUCAGAAUUUACCAGGUGCUGUAAAAUAACAUGCUGUGUGUAUGUUAUGACAAGUAAGAGGGAUCCUGCUAUCUGUCCAAACUGUUCAGGGACACACUGAGUAAGCAAAUGUGCAAAGAGGGGAGCCUAUAGGGCGGGUCACAGUAUGUUCUGUUUCAACUUGUUGGUUAUCUCCAGUUACACAUACUUUAACACACACGCUCACACACUUUGGCUAUCCAUAUUUUUCCACUCUCAGCGAUGUAGACCUGACAUGGCAUCCAGGGUAGGAUUAACUCACAUCUGUAAUAUGUCAGGGUGGUAACCAUGGCUACAAACCAUCCAUCAUGCCAAUGUUGUGUUGUUGCAGUGAUGAUCCUUGGUGUGACAAUACUAAGGAAAAAGUACCCGCUGGCUAAGUACCUGUGUGUGCUGCUUAUUGUGAGCGGUGUUGCUCUGUUCCUCUACAAACCAAACAAGAGCUCAGCUGUUACAGAUGAUCAUGUGUUUGGGUUUGGAGAGAUUCUUUUGGUAAGUUCACACGCCUUCAUGUCCCAUCCAUUGCACUUGUAACACAUUUAUUAUCACACACUUUCUCUCCACAGCAGCGGUAAUUACCAAUAAAUUUGUCUCAUGGCUCUGUGUUCUGCUGCAUCAUAGCUGGUCUCUCUGACAUUGGAUGGUCUGACCGGUGUGGCCCAGGACCACAUGAGGGCCCGCUUCCAGACCAGUGCCAACCACAUGAUGCUGAACAUCAACUUGUGGUCCACACUGGUGCUGGGAUCAGGUGAGUCAGCUGUGCUUUCUGCCAAACCCCGGUCUACCUCAACAUGUUCCUGCAGCAAGGCUGCUCACUGAUUGGCUCCUGGCAGUCCGAGAGGAACAACUAAUGAGGAAACUCACCUUGAUAAAGUUCAGUACUGCCAAAAAUGGAGACAAAAGCUGGAGCACUGGAUUUCCUCUCAGAAAGCUUUGCCUGAAUAAGUCCCCCCAAAUGUUCAAAUGCAUUAAACUGGUGCAUUAAUGACCCCUGUCACCCCAUAUGGCUAAUUACAUGACUGCAGGCUAUGCCAAAAAUGGUUUUAUUUUAAAUAUAAACAUUUAUUUUUGUCUGCACUUCUUGUGCAAGACCAAAGCAAAGUCUUACUUAUACAUAUACAAAUUAUAUUAAUAAUAAUUAUUAUUUAUAGUUAUACAUUUGAAACACUGAAAAUAAUCUGAUUUUGCUUCUAAAGGGAUGAAGUUCAAGGUAUCUCUACUGCUUAUACUCAGUGGUCUAGAUUUUUAAUAUAUCAAGCAUUUAUUGACGUUUUCUUUCCUCUUUUACUUUUCUAAAUUUGCAUUAGGAUGUUGUUACUGUGGCAAACUUAUAACUGACCAAUGUCAGUGAUUCACAAGAAAAUGUGUUUCUUUUUGGGGUUGUUAACACAAAAAAAUUCUCAACUUAACUGAUCUACAGACUUAGAUCAAGUAAUAUGUCUUGAAUACAGGGUUAAGGCCUUUUUGACCAAGCUGUCUUUGACAUUCUUCUUGGUUUGUAUUAUGAAAUACAGAAAAAAAGCUUCUGUGAUGCUGUUACUUCUUACUUACAAUCAAAAUGAAUAAGAAAUCUAAACAAAAGUCAUUACCACCUGUACUGGAGGCUCUUGAAGAAAACGUGAGCUGAAGUCUCUCAGGAGCAAAAACUCAUUAAAUCAGAGGAGGCGAAAGUGUUCAGUGUUAUCUCUAAAGAUAAGGAAUGCUGCAGCUCAAAGCGCUCAGUUCUGAGUGGAGGUUGCUAUUAUAUGCUGAAGACUUAGGGGCAUAAAACAAGCGCAGUCUAACGAGGUGCUUUCUAAUGUAAGGUGCUAAUGGGCUUAAAGAUACGAUCAAAAGGUCAGAGCAUAUAUGAUAACUGAGAGACUGUUAUCUGUCUAAGAACUGAUUAAUUGGCUGUGUCUUUUACCUCUUAAAUGGUGUCUGUCUCUCCUUCGCAUCUGCUUUCAACUCAAAAGACUGUCACAAAAAAAAAUCACAUUUGUUUUUAGGAAAACUCUGAGUAAGACUGCUUUAGAAUCUCUUCAGACUUCUCUAGAGCUAGAUACUCCUGCCAUCCUUGUAACUCUUCUACCUUCGAUCGCUUUGAAGUGCUGUUAUUUCCCAAGAUAGGAAGGUAUUCUUGUACCUUCACUCCCACAAAUUAAUGACGCCCCCAUGCCAAGGUUUUCAUCUAACUGCUGUUAAAGUGUUCCACCACUUGGUGGUGCUAUGUAACUACACUGUGAACAAUAUGAUCUUAUUAUCACUACAUAUCUGUGCUUAAGAGAAGGAAAAUAGAUAUACAGUAUAUGAGAGAAUGCUCAAUCAUAGACAUAAACUUUAUUCUCUUCUUCCUCUCUGCUCUCAGUCGUAUUGUGGACAGGAGAAGUCUGGGAUUUCUUUAGUUUCACUGAACGCCACCCAAGCAUCCUCUACAACAUUCUUCUGUUUGGACUGACCAGUUCUUUAGGCCAGGUGGGUGGUUUAGUGACAGUACUCCAACUGGAAAGUGCAUCGAAAGCUUCCUGAAAUGGUACAACUUAACAUCUUAACUAUUUUUUUUGUUUUAAAUGACUUAACCAACAGACUUUCAUCUUCAUGACGGUGGUGUACUUUGGACCCCUGACCUGCUCCAUCGUCACCACCACCAGGAAGUUCUUCACCAUCCUCGGCUCAGUUAUCCUAUUUGGAAACGUCAUGAGUACGAUGCAGUGGGUUGGCACCAUCUUGGUGUUCCUCGGUGAGGGCUCAGUCUGGUUUCACACACUCUGAUUUUAUUUUUCUCCCCUCUCCCUGUGCUUUUACUGCAAAGACCAUGCAUGAUUCUUAUUGAUGCUUCUGCAAAGUUGAUGUCCAUAAUGGUACAGCCCUACUUCAUGCAUUCGUAAUAAAACAAACUAACAAAAAACAAAAGAAAAGAAAAAAAAAAACAGUUAGGUUCAAAAGGGGGAAAACUUUGGCUUCCCAUGCAAACUACUUAUAAAUGCAUAAAAGAGUAUCUGAAGCUGAGGUCAUAAAUGCAACUCGAUGUUGGGAUACAGUUUAUGGUUAAAUUUGUGAGUGCAAAAGGAUUUCUGUUCAAAUGAUGAUUUGUGUUCAUGUCUUUGGUUUUCUCUCUGUAGGUCUUGGACUUGAUGCUAAAUAUGGCAAAGCCCCCAAAAAGACAACACAUUAA
Molecule: messenger RNA, 4962 nt
Organism: Xyrichtys novacula (pearly razorfish)
Lineage: Eukaryota; Metazoa; Chordata; Actinopteri; Labriformes; Labridae
Source: the annotation of a GenBank genome assembly